GGCGAGCAGUGGAUAAGGUGCCAGUUGUGCGCAUCUUUGGAUCCACCACUAUGGGGCAACGAACCUGCCUGCACUUGCACGAAGCUCUCCCUUAUUUCUACGUGCCAUACGAUGACGACCUGCCUCAGGAUCUGGCUAAAGCACGAAUCUUCAUGCGCCAGCUGGCUUCAGCACUGGAGUAUGCACUCAAGGUUGCAAGCCCCUAUGCGCGCAAGAGGCAGCACGUGCAUGCGUGCUCUCUGGUGCGAGCUCUGCCCUUCUACGGUUACCACCCCAACGAAUGCCUCUUCAUCAAGCUGGAGAUGUUCUAUCCGGAUGAAGUGACCCGUGCUGCAUUCAUCCUCCAGUCAGGAGCAGUGAUGGGGCGAGUGUUCCAGCCAUACGAGUCUCACAUCCCGUACCUCCUGCAAAUCAAGAUAGACUACAAUCUCGUGGGCAUGGGUCUCGUCCGCCUCUCUCAAGUCCUUUUCAGACCACCCCUUCCCACGCACCCUCCUCCUCACACCUCUCCUCCACCUCCACCUGCUGCUGGGGACGUGAAGAGAAUCGGAGGGGUGUAUUUCGCAGGAAACGUCCCUCCAGGGUGCUUCUGGGGGGCCAGAAGGCAGGAGGGCGGACGCACAUUCGAGGCAAGGGGAAGCAUGGGGAGGAAGAGGGGGAGAUGGUGUGAGGAGAAUCUACCUGAAAGGCGUGAAGGGCGUUCAGGGAUGGACGGUGUGCGUCGGCAGAGUGUGUGCGAGCUGGAGGCGGAUGGGUGCGUGUCAGACAUACUGAACGUGAAUGACCUCCUGCGAGUGCCUCUCCACGAGGCUGGGGAUGACAUUCAGAUGGUGCCCUCGCUCGCCCCCAUCUGGGAGCCCCACUGCCUCUGUCUUUUGCACCUGCGUGCCAAUCUGCCCGCCCCAGCACAGACAGCUUCUGGAGAGCACAGACAGCCGGCUGUUGCUGCUGAGAGCCCUCUUCUGUCAUGCUCCCAGCCCGCCAACCGGCAAUCUCCAGCACAGACAGCAGUGGGAAACAUGGGCUUGAAUUCAGGAGGAAGGGCUACGCGUGAUGGCUUGGAUGGUGGGGACAGAUGGGUGGAGGGCGGUGGUUGGGGGAUGGAAAGUGCGAGGAAGCGGAGGAGAAGAGUGUCGUUUCAAGGUGCUGCUGAGGCGAAGGAGGGAGGAGGAGGAGAAGGGGGAGGAGGAGAGGAGGGGGAGAGAGCAGAGGAGGGAGGGCAUGCUCCUGUAUGGAGGGGUGAGGAUGGUGGUGCUAAUGGUGGUGGUUCUGACAUGGUCUAUGAUGAUAGUGCCAUGUUGCCGUUGGUGGAUGAACAAGUGGUUGUCACACAGCUAUCACAGCAGCAAAUGCAGGUAACCCCCCCUUGUGCUCGUGUGUUGACGUGUCUCAAUUCACAGCAGGAGGGGCAAUUGGUGGGUUCCCCUCUCGUUUUGUUUCGUGUCUUCCUCUCCACCGUCUCGCCUCAACCCCAACCCUCUCCUGCCCACCCCUGCCACUUUCAGGGAGAAGCCCUGAAUCUUCUGAGAUGGGUUUUCAUGCUAAUACUCAGCGUGUCACCCCGCCCCAUCCCUCCUCACCCGGCCCCACCCUUUUUCACCCCGCCCCACCCCUCCCCACCUGCCUUGCCUCAGGAGGACGAAGAAGAAGCCCUGGACCUUCUGAGAUGGGUUGCCAAUAGCCAGCGUGACAACAGUGAAGGCGACAGUGCGAGCGAUGAUGAGCAACUGUUGCUGGGAGAAGAUGUAGCAGGUGGAUCACAGGAGUUUCUGCAGAUAGGGUCUCAGUUCCAAAUGGGUGGGUCACAGGGGUGUUCUCAAGGGGAGAGGAGGCGGGCUGCAAUGGAGCGAGCGUGGGAGGCAUAUGAAGCAUCUGUGGCGGAGGAGUGUGAGGGGAUUCUGGCGAGUGCGAGGGAGAUGGGGGCGGAGUGGGAAAGAGAGGGGGAGGAGGAGGAGGAAGAAGAGACGGAGGAAGAAAUCGGAGAAGAGGAGUUGGGAGAAGAGUGGGAGGAAGGGAUGCAGCAAGGUGUGGGGCAAAGAGAGCUGGUUGGAGGAAGCAACGCACUAGAAGGGAGCGGAAGAGAGGAUAGGCAGGUGCCGAUCCCUCAGGCGCCAGGAAGAAGCGGAACCGAGGGUAAGGGUAAGGGGUGUAUGGACGGAGCAUCAAGAGGUGCUGGUGGGGAGGGACCGGAGGGUAAUGCAGGAGAGGGGUCCGUGCAAGAGGGGGAGGGUGUGGGAGGGAAGGGGAAAAUGGUGGAAAGGGAGAGGUCAGGAGUGCAGGGAAGGAAGGGAGGGGGAGAGGAGGGAGAGGAGGAGGGGUUGGAGUGGAUAAACAAGUUUGUGCGCGGCGAUCUGAUGGCCUGGCAGAUGCACCAGACGGAUGGCGCUAAUGACGAUAGUGAGGAUGCUGAUAACGAGGAUGAUGAGUCUAGAGAGCAAGGUGAGCAGGAAGAGGAGGAGGAGCAGGGGGAGCAGGAAGAGGAGGGAGAGCAGGGGGGCCAGGAAGCGGAGGGAGAGGAAGGAAAGAAGGGAGAGCAGGGAGAGGAGGGAGAGGAGGAGGACGAGAUAGUGAUGACUCCACCAACCACCCGACUGCACCUGAGGUCGCGAAGGAAGCGCCACAAGCAGAGGCUGCAAGGCACUCAUCUCCCCAGCUCUGGCACUGGCACGACCUGUGGGCCUGGGGGAGGAGUGGCUCUCGCUCGUGGCCUUGGGCGUGGGAGAGGUGCAAGUGCAAUGUCUGCUGCUAGUGGUUCGGGCUCGGAGAGGAGCAAGUGUGACAAGCAGAGUCUGCAAGGCACUCAUCUCCCCAGCUCUGGAACUGGCGCGACCUGUGGGCCUGGGGGAGGAGUGGCUCUCGCUCGUGGUUCACGGCCAGAAAGCAGGACGAAAUCCGUGUGUAGCCAGAAGGAGUUGAAGAAAGGAGAGGAGGAGGUGGGCGGAUGCAGGACUGUUGGUAGUGGUAAUGGGAAGGAGCGCAGCAGAGAGGAAAUUCGAGUAGGCAGUGAAGGAGGCAGUCGAAGGACUCCCCAAACCCCUCACACGCCACUGCCACCUGUGCCUGCCUCCUCCCCCUCGCAGCUUCCCGCCACCUUCCUCCCGUCCCGCCACAUCCCUCAAGUGCUUAAAGAGAAGGCUGCAUCCGGCCACUCGUUACAAUCACACUCGACAGAAGAACGGGUGGUGGAUCCGCUGGUUUAUCACAGGGCGCCUCCCUCGUUGCAGCAGUUGAGGGACACGUGGCAGGCCCAUGGCUUGCCACGUGUGCAGUGGCCUGAUGUGUACUACGGUGACGUCAGGGACGUGCCAGAGAGGCAUCCUGUUUUUGGCGGGAAGGAGUUCAAAAUUCUCUCAGCUCACGAUGCUCACCUGCCUCCCUUCCCCUUCGGCCCCUCUGGCCCUCGCUCCCACUCCACCUUCAACACAGCCCCGCCCUUCCUCACUCUCGCCUCACUCACCCCCUCCACCUCUCUUCCCGGAUUCCUCGAUGCACCAGAUAACUCAGCACCCAUCUGCCCCCUUCGCCCCUUCAAUGGCGGCAGCACCAGUACUGCUGUUGCAGCGCCUGUUGCUGUGGCCACUUCAGCAGCUGCAGCAGCUUCAGUGCGUUGGCCCGCCCCUAGGCUGGCUCGGGAAGGGGAGCCCGUACCUGGAGUGCCGAGCCGAGUCGACAGGCUCGGCCGGACGUCGUAUCAGAUUGUGCCGGCUCAGCAGCCCCCCUCUCGGCGGCGGGUGGAGGUGUGGGCGAUAAGAGAAGGGCUGCUGAAGAGGAGGAAGGAUAAGCAUGUUACUUACUCAAGAAGCAGAGGAGAGGAUAGGAGGGGGGUGAGCGUGGAAAGGGGAGAAAUAGCUGUGUCUGCUGGGGUUGCUGAAGCUGAACCUGAUAGAGGUGCCCCUGGCGGCGCUGAUGCUGCUGGUGCUGGUGCUGCUGCUGGUGCUGGUGCUGCUGGUUGUGCUGGUUUUACGGGUUCACCCAAACACGGUCUCCAAUGCAUUGCAAUACAACCAAGUGCAGAGCAGCAGGCGGACUUUGCCCUUGAUCCCAACACAGGCCAGUUGCUCGUUCAAGAGGCAGGUGUGCUGGGCGGGGGAGGAAGGAAGGCCGGCAAGGGUUUGGUGGGUGGGAACCGAAGGAAGGGGGGGGCGGGUUCUAGAGGAGGUGGGAACAGGAGGGAAGGGGGUAGCCGGGGUGUGGUGGCGAGGGGAGGAGGUGGGGGGAGGAAUAGGGCAGUGGGGGACGAGGGGGAUGAGGGCGAGGGUGAGAUGGGAUGGGGAACGUGGAGUGAUGUGGGAAGGUGGAGGAGAGAGGUCGAAGAGAUGGUGGAUGAGGGAGAGGAGAGAGAGGUCAGUAACGAGGAUGGUUGUAACGAGGAUAGAGAGGAGGGUAGCGGACAUGAUGAAGAAGAAGAGGAAGAAGAAGAGAUAUUUGAAAGGCCUGCGUCGCCCAAGUGGAAUGAGGGGCACGUGCUUACAACGCAGCUGCUCUCACCCCCCAUGCAUUCACAAUCACGCCUCAGCUCCAUGCCGCCUCCUCGCAUCCCCCCUUCUCUCCUCCGCAUGCCUACAGCCGCUGGGGCCGCUGCCAGUCCCACCACCACCAACCCUGCUGCUGCUGCUUCUGCUGCUGCUGCUGCUGCCACCACCACUGCUUCUGCUGCUGCUACUUCUGCGCGUGCUGUUUCUGGACAGUCACCAAUAGGAAAAUCAUCUCUCCCUAUUGGAGAGUCCCCCCCUACACCUCCUUCUCCUGCUACCACCGGUCUGAACCCCUCUCAACCUUCACCCACUCUCCUCCAAUCACCCCCUCUCAUCCAAUCGCCCCCCCACACACAGAGUUUCCGACCUCCUCUUCCACCCUUCACCCUGGCCCCCUCCCCUUCUUCUGCGUCUCCUGUUUCUCCAGAAUCGUAUCAUAUCCAAUCUAGCAGAAUUCCAGGUGGAUAUUCAGGUGUUUCUAGGCCGUUCGGUGAACCUGGUACUGGUGUUUGGAAGGGGCAUGCUCUCGGCCAAUCAGGGGCUGCCAGGUGGCGAGAUUUCUCCCAGCUGACCCCAGCAACUCAGGCUGCGACUCCGGUCAGCCAAUCAGGAUUCAGGGAGAGUAAGAAUGGAAAGAAGGGGAGUGGAGAGAAGCAUAUGGUGAGCAUGAGUGCGGAGGUGCUAGCAUGCACCAGAGGGGACUUGCUUCCUGACCCUGCUCUGGACGCGCUGAACCCUGACGCCCUCUCAUCCUGCCGUGUGCACCUGCUAUCCUCUGAAGUUGCCCUCUUGGAACGAGUGGUAGCAGUGGUGAGGGAGUAUGAUCCGGACAUACUGCUGGGGUGGGAGGUGCAGGGGGGCUCCUGGGGAUGGCUGGCAGAGAGAUCGCAGCACCUGGGCUUUAACCUCCUCAAAUCGCUCUCUAGAGUGCCGCCUGUGCACGAUCUGCACCCCUCCCCAUCGCUCCCUCCUAUGGGCCCUUCCCAGUCACCCCUUUCUCCUCCUCUUGCCACUGCUCCUCUUGAUGCUACUCCACCUGACGCCACCACUCUUGAUGCUACUCCACCUGACACCACCACCCCUGACGCUGCUCCGAAUGACGCCACCACUCCUGACACCAGCCUAAACGUCUCGCAGCAGCAGCAGCAGCAGCAGCAGGAGCAGCCAGUUGCCCCAUCCCCCAUCCACUCUUCUCCCCCCAUCCUCUCGUUUCCGCUCUCCCCCUCCCAGUCCGUCCCCGUGCCUCAAGACAUGAGCGCAUGGCACCGUGGGUUCGGAGGAUUUGCCCUCCCCCCUGCACAUGCAGCAGCUGCUGUGCCUGCGGAGGCAGGUGUACAGAUGAAUUCCACCACAUAUGGUGCACAGGUGCAGGCACAAACGCAUGUGCAUGUGCAAGCACAUGCACAGGGGAGUAAAGGGAGGGAAGCUUGUGCUGGUCCUGCCUUGCUGGCAGAUGACCCUUCCACGUGGCCUCUCCUCAUCCCUGCCACGUCAGCUGGGGGAGCAGCAGGGGGGGAAGGAGGACGUUGGGGAGCAGGGGGGAGAGUGGGAGGCGGGGGAUCAGGAGGGGGAGGGGGCGGAGGGGGAACGGGGAAAGGGGAUGAGAGACUGAAUAGAUGUGAUGGACGGAUGGUGGGAGGAAAGGGGCCUCUGGGACGGCCAGGGGAGGGAGGAGAACGAGGAGGGGGAACAGGAGGAGGAGGAGGAGGAGGGAAAGAAGGCGCGACAGGUGACGGGGAGAGGGAGAGGUGGAUGAGAAGGAGAGGGGGAGGCCGCGGGCGGGGGGACGACGACGCAAUUGUAUCAGACGAGUGGGGGAAAACGCACGGCAGUGGCUUGCACGUGGCCGGGCGGAUCAUGAUAAACCUGUGGAGAGUGAUGCGAGCUGAGGUGAAGCUGCCUGUUUACUCGUUCCAUGCGGUGGUGCUUGCUGUGCUGAGGCGACACGUCAAUCGCACAGCGGAGCUAGCACGGGUGUUUGGAAUCGACUUCUUCUCGGUCAAUCGCACAGCGGAGCUAGCACGGGUGUUUGGAAUCGACUUCUUCUCGGUGUUAUCACGGGGCUCGCAGUACCGAGUCGAGUCCAUGAUGCUGCGACUCGCACACUCCCAGAACUACCUGUGCAUCUCGCCCUCGCGCAUGCAGGUGUCGUCCCAGCCGGCCCCUGCAUGCAUACCCCUCGUCAUGGAGCCGGAGUGUCGCUACUACACCAGCCCUGUCGUCGUCCUUGACUUCCAGUCGCUCUACCCCUCCAUGCUCAUCGCCCACAACCUCUGCUUCUCCUCCUGCCUCGGCCGCAUCCCGACCCCCUCCUCCUCUGCUGCUGGCGGUGCCGCUGCUGAUGGUGGGGGUGGUGUUGCUGCUCCUGCCGCUCCUACUGAUGGUGCUCCUGCUGCCGGUGCUGGUGAUUCAAGUGUGGCCACUGCUGCCGCCUCUGCUGCUGCUUCUGCUGCCGCCAAUGAUGCGUCCAGGCAUGUUACCACGGGUACUGAAGGAGAUCCUGGCAACCCGAGUGAUGGUGGAGAGGUGCGACCGGGGGUGCUGCCACGGCUACUAAAGGAGAUCCUAGCAACGCGGGUGAUGGUGAAAAAGGCGAUGAAGAAGCUGCCACCAGGGAAGCAGAGCCGGGUGCCGCACCGCGUGCUGAACGCACGGCAGUUUGCCCUCAAGCUCAUCGCCAACGUGCGCCCGGGUGUGCUGCCACGGCUGCUGAAAGAAAUCUUGGCAACACGAGUGAUGGUGAAGAAAGCAAUGAAGAAGCUGCCACCGGGGAAGCAGAGCCGGGUGCUGCACCGCGUGCUGAACGCGCGGCAGUUCGCCCUCAAGCUCAUCGCCAACGUUACUUAUGGGUACACUGCGGCGUCUUUCUCCGGCCGCAUGCCCAUGGCUGAGCUGGCAGACAGCAUUGUCCAGGCGGGGCGAACAACACUGGAGAGGGCAAUAGCUCUGGUGAACAGCCAUCCAUCGUGGAACGCUCGGGUGGUCUAUGGUGACACUGACAGCAUGUUUGUUCUUUUGGAAGGCAGAACCAGAGAUCAGGCCUUCACAAUCGGGAAUGAAAUCGUUACGGCGGUAACCGCGCUCUCCCCGGCCCCGGUGGCUCUGAAGCUAGAGAAGGUGUACCACCCGUGUGUGCUGCAGACCAAGAAGCGUUACGUGGGCCUUGCGUACGAAUCCCCUGCUGCCACGUGUCCCCCUGUGUUUGAUGCCAAGGGGAUCGAGACGGUCAGGCGGGACGGCUGCCCUGCUGUGAGCAAGCUCUUGGAAAAGUCCCUCAAGAUUUUAUUCUCCACCAACGAUCUAUCGCGAGUGCGAUCCUACCUAGUGAGGCAAUGGCAGCGCAUGCUGCAGGGCCGAGUGUCCCUGCAGGACUUCAUCUUUGCUCAGGAGGUUCGCCUGGGCACCUACAGCACCAACCCCCGCGCGCUGCUCCCCCCUGCAGCCAUCGUCGCUACCAAAGCCAUGCAGAGAGAUCCACGUGCCGAGCCGAAAUACAAAGAGAGGGUUCCGUAUGUGAUUGUGUGCGGUGAUCCUGGGUCUAGACUGGUUGAUUUGGUGGUGGAGCCUCGGGUGGUGGUAGAUUCGCAGUGUCUCCGGCUGAAUGUGGGGUAUUAUAUCACGAGGAAGGUGAUUCCCGCGCUGCAUCGGGUGUUUGCGCUGGUGGGGACACGUGUCGCGUCGUGGUUUGCUGAGCUGCCGCUGUCGCAGCGGGUCGGGCUGGGGAAGCAGCCCCUGCUGACCGGGGAAGAAGCAGUGGAAAUGGGGGAAGUGGGGGAAGAGGGGGAGGGCAAGCAGCAAGGCAUGAGGGUGGGGGAAGGUUCGGAAGCAGCAGGACUGGCUGCGCCUGGAGAGGAGGCAAGGAGUAGAGCACAGGAUGCAGAUGGGUGCUCUGCGGUUCCAAUCUGCAGCUUGUGUAGAGGGCUCGGGGCUGAUCCGAGUAAUGUGUAUGCUGAUGCUGGUGCUGGUCCUGGUUCGGGUGGUGCUGCUGGUGGUGGCGGUGGGGGCAUGUGUGCUUCUACUGUGGGUCAAGAAAGUCAAGCAGGUCAAGCAGGGGAGCUAGUGUGGGAGCUGGUGUCACUGAAGCGCGUGCUAGCAGAGUCAUCCCCAGGAGCCCUCUCUGCUUACAGUGACACCGGGGAUCCGUGCAGUGGAGCAUGGGGGGACAGGGUAACAUGCGACGAGGCGGGUCAGAUCGUGACACUGAACUUCACUGCGGAGGGGCUUACAGGGGCCCUUCCAGGCAAGGAGCUGUCGAGAUUCCGCACCCUACAAAGCCUUGAUUUCCGGCAGAACAGUUUCGCGGGUAAAAUACCCCCGGAAUUGGCAUCACUAACCUCCCUAACUUAUCUGUCUCUGGCGUUUAACAACCUCACAGGCAAAGUCCCCUCAUGGCUCGGUCUCUCCUUCCUCAACCUCGUCGAGUUGCACCUGAGCGACAACCUGCUGGAGAAGCCUCUACCUGAGAGCAUAGGCGGCCUUCAGGCAUUACGAACAAUGGACUUGAGUCGGAACAGACUGAUAGGUAGCAUUCCCCAGAGCAUUCACGGAUGCAACGCUGCCACGCGUCUGAGUCUUGCCUUCAACUCUCUCACGGGCAGCAUCCCGGCAUCCAUUGGAUCAAUGAGCCGCCUGCAAGCACUUGAACUUCAGAGCAACCAACUCUCAGGAUCCAUACCUCAAGAAAUUGGGCAAGCCACCACACUCACUCUCUUAUCUCUCGACAGCAAUCUCCUUUCUGGGCCAAUCACACCGUCUCUCGGCAAGCUGCCUCUUCUUCGUAACUUGACUCUCUCCAACAACCGCCUAGACGGCCCCAUUUCUGAGUCCCUUCAGUAUCUGCCCCUCAUCGCUCACCUUGAUGCGAGCCAUAAUACCGGGAUCAACGGCUCUAUUCCGGGAUCCCUUGCUGUCUUGACCACACUCCAGACACUGUCCCUACAGUACUGCUCCCUCUCCGGAUCCCUCCCGCCCUCCCUCACCCUCCUCCCCCUCCUCUCCACCCUCCACCUCUCCCACAACCUCCUCUCAGGCCCUCUCCCUCCCCUCCUCUCCUCCCUCUCCGCCCUCACCACCCUCCACCUCUCACACAACCUCUUCUCGGGUGUAAUUCCCGACCCAAUCUGUGACAUGCCACGGGUUGCUGACCUGGAUCUGUCGGCCAAUCAGCUGCAAGGGACCAUCCCUCCCUGUCUCGUGGAAAUGCCCACACUCCGGAUUCUGUCAGUCGCAUUCAACAACCUGUCAGGGCCUGUUCCGGAAUUACCCGACGGCAGCGAGCUACAGUUCAUCUACGACCACAACUGUCUGGACGACGCGCCUGAGCAGGCAUGCGCUGCAGGCCUGCAUGCCACCCCUUAUGUGCCUCCCACGUCUGCUCCCAGCAGCAACAGUAGCACCAGCGACGGCAGCAGCAGCACGUCGUCCAACCCACCCCUGGCAUACGUCCUGCUGGCGCUGCUCAUUGUCACAGUGAUCUGUGUUGUGCUCUUCGGUCUCUUUGGCACCGUCCACCACAUCAAAGUGAAAGCCAGCAAGAAGAAGCAGAUGACCCACCUGCCCGAGUUCUCGGUGUCACGCCUCCGUGCGGCAACCAGAGGCUUCUCUACAGAGCACGGUAGAGGGAGCUUCGGGACUGCUUAUAUCGCGUACGACCUCUUUCCAGAGGCCAGCGGAGGGGCAGAAGGAGGAAGGGGGCAUGGCGGUGCAUCGCAUGGGCAUGGGUACAUGCAAGCUAACUCUCAUGCCAUGCCGCCUGCUAUCCCCAACCCAGAGAGACACGGGUUGUUGAAACGAGCUCGCGACCCUGACAGCUUCUCGGAAUCUGCCUUCUGUCAGAAGGUAGCACUGCUAGCAGCAGCAAGCAACAGCCAUCCGUGCAUGGUGCACGUGAGGGGGUUCUGUGCGAAUGGCGGGGAGAGGAUGGUGGUUCUGGAGCUGGUCACAGGAGGCACGCUGCGCCAACGCAUGAUCCGAGGGGAUCUGGACGCGCUGACGUGGCAGGAGAGGGUGCAAGUGGCAGUGGACGUGGCCUCUGCGUUGUAUCACCUUCACUAUAAUCACACGCCGCCCUUUGUGCACCGCGCUGUGACUUCAUCCAAUGUGCUUCUAACGGAGGACAUGACUGCCAAGCUGUCAGACCUAGGUUUGGCCCGAGGCAGCUCCGAUGCUUCGGGGUUUCGUCCGUUGCAGUCGUCCCUCGGAGUGGCGACGACAGCAGAUGUGCUGGCUUAUGGGGUGCUGCUGCUGGAGCUUAUAACGGGGCAGACUGCAGACGGGACAACCCAGAUUGUUGCUACAUCCGCCCCGUUCCUGGACGAUCCACAGAUGAUGCCUUUAAUGGCAGACGCUCAGCUGGGAGGGCACUUUGAUCGGCCACAACUGGAGGUGCUGGCAUCGCUGGCACGCGCGUGUGUGCUGGACGACGCUGCCGCCCGGCCCACGAUGCACGAGAUACGGCAGGCCUAUGAGCAGCACCUUCAGGUGGAUCCUCAGGUGUUUGAGCCCCUGGACGUGGACAUGGGGGAUGUGCCACUAGGGCAUGUUGGGAGAAACUCAAUAUUCCACUAG
Molecule: messenger RNA, 11042 nt
Organism: Closterium sp. Naga37s-1
Lineage: Eukaryota; Viridiplantae; Streptophyta; Zygnematophyceae; Desmidiales; Closteriaceae
Source: the annotation of a GenBank genome assembly